AUGGCAGGCGAGCAAAGCGCGUUUGAGAAGACGUUUUCUUUUAGUCCUUUACCCACGAAGAAGUUCUCCUUCCAGCAGGAUGGAGACACCCUGGCGCUUUUCAUGAAAUGGUCCAUGCUGGGGAGGGUUUCAGCUCAGUCUUACAGCUUUGACAGCAACUUCUACCCUUACAGCUGUGAAAAGUUUGCUCUGUGUUUCUUCAGGGACCCCGAAGUGGUUUCCAGUCUGAGAAACCCCGAGACUAAAAUCUGGAUACCUCUUGACAGACCAGUGUUAUCUGUCAGUGUGGAGCUCGUGCCGUGCACUCAGGUCUCCAUGGAGCUGUUCGAUCCCAUCUACUCCUGCGGCAUCCUGAGGCCUUCUGGGCAUGUGGUUAAAUGCUUUCAUGAUUUUAACCCAGACUAUGAUGAACUCAGACAGAUGUUACAGGACGAGGAUUCUGAGCACUACUAUGCAGUCGGGAAAGCGGGACGAGAAGAGUUUCUGUUUCGCCUCUUCAAGCACCUGUGCCUUGGAGGAGAGCUCUGUCAGUACGAGGACACCAUUGACCCCUACAUCAGCACCACAAAGAAAAUAUACAAAGACCUAAUUAGUGUGCAGAAGGAUGCAGACACAAAGAGGAUAAGUGUUGUUUCCACUGUGCUCAAAGUGUGUGCCCAUGACGAGUCUGGACGAUGUUUCCCUGGGAUUCGAGAGGAGGAUCAGACAUUUGCCUAUUUGAUCGUGGACCCUUUGAAACGACACGUGACCUUGUUCUUCCACUUCUACGGUGUGGGAAGCGUCACACUGUGA
Molecule: messenger RNA, 792 nt
Organism: Nematolebias whitei (Rio pearlfish)
Lineage: Eukaryota; Metazoa; Chordata; Actinopteri; Cyprinodontiformes; Rivulidae
Gene: cfap300
Product: cilia and flagella associated protein 300
Exons: 7
Coding region: 1-792 (263 amino acids)
Source: RefSeq, a predicted model, not a curated record